Messenger RNA from Panicum hallii, 3768 nucleotides. RefSeq lists its product as uncharacterized. The coding region runs from base 486 to 3656 and encodes 1056 amino acids. Gene Ontology annotation, cellular component: nucleus. The record is from RefSeq and is a predicted model, not a curated record. Gene Ontology annotation, biological process: DNA-templated transcription. The transcript is spliced from 4 exons. Lineage: Eukaryota; Viridiplantae; Streptophyta; Magnoliopsida; Poales; Poaceae.
AAUUAUGGGCCAAGAUGAUGGGGGAUAAGCGAAUUUGUAGCCCUCGAGGCCCACCCAACCGCACUCGACAACACUCGGCCUCGUCGUCAGUCCAGCGCUCACGCGUGCCGCGUGCCGGCGUCGCGGUCCUCGCCGCCGUUUCCUCCUCUCCCUCGUUCGCUUCCGCGCCCGAUAGAAGCGGGGAAGGAGCCGAUCGAAACCCCUAAUCCCCAAAACCCUACCUCCCCGUCCGCCGCCGUCGAAGCGGCCCCCGCCCCUCACCACUCCACGAUCGCCUCGAGGUGAGCCUCGCGACCCCCGCCCCCGCCGGAACCCGCAUUUCGCUCUGGUUGCGCCUCCCCCAUCUUCCGCGCGGUAAAUUGUUCGCGCGAGACGCUGAUUGAAACCCUGGCUAACGAAACAAUUCUCUCGCCGUAAACGCGGACCGGUCUCGUGUUAGCGCGCGUUUUUUUUUCUUUUUCCGGGGAAGGCGUUGCUGCGGCGCGAUGGAGCUCCCCAAGCAGGCGCGGGCGCAGCCGGCGCCGGGCAGCGGGGCGGCGUCGCGAUCGUUGCCCCCGGCGGCCCUCCAUUCCCCGCAGCCCGCGAGCCACGGUAUGUUUGGCCCUGGCAUCUGUGGCGCGAAGGCGCCAACCAGCUCGUACCUGAUCGUGCCCAUGGGCGGGCAGCCGGCGCAGGUUGCUGCGUCCAGUCCCAACGCGCCGCACCUGAGUAGGGUGUCCUUGAGGCCGCCGCAGCAGGUGCUGAGUGUCCAGCCGGCUCUGCCCGGAAUUCUUUCACCACAGCCACCACCACCACCUGCUGUGGGAAAGAAGAUGGCUUUAUCAAUGAAGGUUCAGGUGCCGAAGCCUUUGCAAUCUCAGGCCACUAGCAAGUGCUCUGUGAAGAAGGAACCUCUGCUGAAGGCAUACCCAGAGUCUUCUGAGACCGUGAGAUCAAAGUUCAGGGAGACUCUAGCUGCUGCCUUAUGUGUGGAUUCUGAUCAGCAGAGUGUGCAGCAAUCUGCUCCAAAGGUUUCGCCUAUUGGAUCUUCCAAUGUGAACAAACAUGCAGAUGGUAAAUUGCAAAGUCCAAAUACAUGCAUAUCUCACGGUGACGGUGAAGCUGAUGCUGGUACUGACCCCAAAUCCGUUGGUAGCAGAAGCAAGCAAGAUGACAUCUUAAGCUGUAGAAUUUUGGGAUCAAACAUGACCAUAAAAGUGAGUAAAGAUGCACAAGAACAUGCAAUGCAUGUUCGUUUGGAAAAUGAUGUACUGGGUAACAGCAUUUCAGAUAAAAUUUUGCAAGGCCAUGGGCCCUUCUGUGCUCCUGACAGUGUUGUUGGAGCUUCUGGAUCCAUUUCACAGCUUAAUUCAAAGAGAACCACAACUUCUGAUAUUCAUGCUGGGGCUACUGUAUCUCUGAAUGAGCCUGAGUUUAAAAGAACAAAAACUUCAGAUGGGACAACAGGGGAAAAGAAGGAUAUGAUUCAAAAGGGGCAAUCUUUAGCACUUGGAAUUGAAGAGGAGCUGUUCAAACUGUUUGGAGGAGUCAAUAAGAAGUAUAAGGAGAAAGGUAGAUCACUGUUGUUUAAUUUGAAAGAUAAAAGUAACCCUGUGCUGAGGGAACAGGUCUUAUCCGGAGAGAUCACACCCAAAUGUCUAUGUUCAAUGACUACGGACGAACUCGCUUCAAAGGAGCUUUCAGCUUGGCGGCUGGCUAAAGCUGAAGAGCUUGCAAAGAUGGUUGUUCUUCCUACUAGAGAAGUAAAUGUUAGAUUGGUCAGGAAAACACAUAAAGGUGAAUUUCAUGUUGAAGUGGAAGAGACUGAUAGCAUUUCAGUUGGGGCUGAGCUCAGAAGCGAUUUGCUUUCUCAUGUUCCAUCAAAUUUUAUUGAAGGUCGAACCAGAUCUGAUGAUAUAGUAAGUGCAUACAGGGGAGACAUUGAAUCAGAUAACACUGUGCAAGGUGGAUCUGCUGGUAUUGGCAACAGUAAUCUCUUGAGUAAUUUAGAAUGCCUAGCAAAUGAGAAGGCUGAUCUCAUCGAGGAAAGAGUGGUGCAUGACUUGAAGUAUACAGAAAAUAUUCCAGAAAUUAUGUCAUGGGAUGAGUUUGUGGAGGCCCCUGAUUCUGAUAUACCUUUGGAAUGCCACUCCACUGAAACUGCACAAGCUGAUCCUAGUAUUACUGACAAAGCUUACCUUAUGUUAAAGCCAGAGAAAAAUCAUAUAGGGGAGGAUAAUGCUGGUCCAUCAGAGUUUGAAUUCACAUGUGAGGCACCAUCACCAGAAGAUAAUUGUCAGGCCAGUAUAAAGUCAACCGAAAAUGGAUCAAUUCAUGACUUGAGUCCAUCUAAACAACCUAAGGGCUGCUUGUUGAUCAAAUCUUCCCCUGAAAUGAUGGAUGUUGAAAAACUAGGUACUGGUACUGCCUCAAUUUCUGGAUCUACUGUGCAGUUAAAGCCAAUUAGUGAUGGCACAUUGAUGAAUGACACUUUAUGGGAGGGAACAAUUCAGUUAACUUUAUCUUCACUUAUAAAAGUUGUUGCUAUCUUCAAAAGUGGUGAAAAGCCAUCAACAAAUGAGUGGCGCCACUUUGUUGAGAUCAAGGGAAGAGUGAGGCUUACUGAUUUUCAAGAAUUUCUUGAACAACUGCCUAAAUCCAGGAGCCGUGUUGUAACGGUAACUGAGUUGCGUUUGAAGGAGGGCUCUCUUGAGAGUGGCCAGCAGCAAUUCCUGCAGACAAUCGACUCAUAUGUUGCAGAUGAGAGAGUAGGACUAGUAAAGCUCACUGAAGGGGUGGAGCUCUACCUCUGCCCUUCUCAUGAGAAGGCAGCUCAGAUACUCACGGAACACCUGCCAAAGGAGCACUCGGCCAGUCAAACCAUGACCGGAGUAUCUGUUAUUGGUGUCUUUGUGUGGCGGAGGCCCUGCAUUACUACCAGAACACCCACAAGGCAUGACAGUUCUAAGAGGCACCCUAUGUCAAUCUCGAGGAAGCCGCAGGCCAUGCUUUCAAGUUCAGUGCCAAUGUCUUCUCUGCGUACCAGAUCUCCUGCCUCUCAUUUUGGCUACUCCAACGAGCGCCCUUGCCUUAAGGAUGAUGCAACUGACGACGUUCCCCCGGGCUUUGGCCACGGUGUCAUCAAGGAUGACGAUGACCUUCCUGAAUAUGAUUUUGUUAGCAUCUCAGACGGAUCCCCCAAUGUUGCAGCACCACAUUGCUACCAGAGGCAGCAGCAUGUGCAGGCUAUUUCUCCCCCAAUCAACCAGGUCAGGCAGGUAGUUCGCAAGUAUGGCAGCAUGUACGCUUCAGCGCAUCCUUGGGGCGGCGACAAGGACUUACCAGAGUGGGACCCAAGACACAGUGCUCUCCGGUAUAGCCCGAUGCAGCAUCAGCAUGUAAUGGUAACUCCGCACCUGUCAAGCCCCUUGCCCCAUGUUUACGGUCGUCUGCCUCAGCAACAUGCCAUGGCCGUGCAGCAGCCCUGGAAUCACCACCACAUGUUGCACCCUGCUGAAGCUCAAUCUGGGCGGCCUGGCUGGCGGUCUAGCGCCCAGUGGCAGGAGGACGCCGCGUGGCAUGCCAGGUUUGUUGUGGAGCCCGAUGUGGCGGCGCCCGAGCCGACCUCGCUGGGAGGAGCGAGGGAGCCAUGGCAUGGAAGCUGGAAGCCACACUAGAACUAGCCGAGCGUCUCUGGUCCCAUCUUGCUCCGAAGUCUGAACGGGAGGGUGUAUGUAUGGCGGGUUGUGUUACUAGUUUGUAGUAUGUUAGUCAGAAGUGAGGAUUCAA